AUGGAGAAGGAUCUACUGAUAUACAUCGAAGAAAUGUCUAAAAAACGAUGUCCUUUGGACCAAGAGACCAUUAUGGCCAAAGCUCUAAAAUUCGCCAGCAAAGGAUGGUUCUACGGCUUCAUUCUAAAGCAUGCGAUUCGAAACGUCCGAAUCAAGGAUGUAAGUACCUCAGCAGACGUACAAGCCGCCCAAGCAUACCCAGCACAUUUCACCAAAUUGAUUGAAGACAAGGCUUAUCACCCAGAUCAAGUCUUCAAUGCGGAUGAGUCAGGUGUUUUCUGGAAAAAAAUGCCGAGUCGAACCUACGUGGCCAAGGCAGAAAAGUCUGCCUCAGGCUUCAAAGCUGGUAAAGAUCGGAUUACAUUGCUGUUUUGCAGCAAUGCGUCUGGAGAUAAGCUAUUGAAACCAUUGCUUCUACAUAGAGCAAUGCGUCCGCUAAAAGAUAAAACUUUGCUAAACUUCCUGUGCACUGGAUGUCAAACCCAAAAGCUUGGGUUACUUAAGACAUAUUCAAGAGAUGGUUUCAUGAAUGCUUUGUACCUGAAGUCCAAACAUAUCUCGAAGGGAAAGGGAUUGACAUUUCGUGUUCUUCUAGUUAUCGAUAAUGCUCCAGGCCAUCUACAUCCGAAUGUGAAAAUUGUUUUCCUUCCACCAAACACAACAUCGUUGAUCCAACCGCUGGAUCAGGGCAUAAUUUCCACUUUCAAGCGGUACUAUAUAAAAUUAACAUUUAGAUUCAUUCUUGACAAAGUAGACACGGCGCAAGCAUCAUCUAUCAUUGAAGCAUGGAAAAACUUCACAAUGCGAGAGUGUGUAGGAUUCAUCGAACAAGCUUUAAAUAUGUUGAAAAAGUCUACUUUGAACGCUUGUUGGAAACCGUUGUGGCCAGACUGCGUUCAUUCUUCCUUACCGGCAAAUAAUAUGGACAGCGAAAUACUUCUUCUCACACACGCAGUAGGGGGUGAAGGUUUCAAGGAUUUUACAACUACGGACAUCGAAGAAAUGAUCAAAGAACCCUUUGUUGACGACAAAGACAUCGCAGACUAA
Molecule: messenger RNA, 1047 nt
Organism: Topomyia yanbarensis
Lineage: Eukaryota; Metazoa; Arthropoda; Insecta; Diptera; Culicidae
Product: tigger transposable element-derived protein 1-like
Exons: 2
Coding region: 1-1047 (348 amino acids)
Cellular component (GO): nucleus
Molecular function (GO): DNA binding
Source: RefSeq, a predicted model, not a curated record